UACGACCGGAAGUAGCUGUGUGUUUCAUAUCCAAAACAGUCAUGUCUGCCGUGUGAGGAAGAAAAAACGACAACGUUUGAGAGAUUUAACACUUUUUUUGGACAAAUAAUUUAAUUUAAAAUUCUUCAUCACAAUGGGAGGAGGAGAUCUCAACUUGAAGAAAAGCUGGCAUCCCCAGACACUGAAGAACAUCGAGCGCGUGUGGAAAGCCGAGCAGAAACAUGAAGCCGAGAGGAAGAAGAUCGAAGAGUUGCAGAAGGAGCUGAAGGAGGAACGAGCUCGAGAGGAAAUCACCAAAUAUGCGCAGGAAACGGGCGCCGUCAAGAAGAAAGAUGAGCGCCUGGACUGGAUGUACCAGGGUCCAGGAGGACAGAUCUCCCGUGAGGAGUACCUCCUCGGCCGUCCAGUAGACAAAGAAAUCACGCAGCAGUACGAGGAACCCGAGAGCGGACCGUCUGCCGAAACGGGUCUCCUGCCCGGUUCAAUUUUUAAUUCUGCUACCUCGAUCUCCAGCUUGGAUAUGGCCUAUAAAAUCAGAGAAGAUCCGCUGUUCGAGAUCCGGAAACGCGAGGAGGAGAAAAAGAGAAGUGUUCUGACAAAUCCGGUUAAAAUGAAAGAGAUUCGCAAAAUGUUACGUGAAAAUUUAGAAAAGGAGAAAAAGAAGAAAAGGAAGAAGGACAAGAAGGAAAAGCGAGACGAUAAAGAAAGGAGGAAGGAGAAGAAACACAAACGGAGGAGUUCCAGCUCUGAUGAGGAAGACAGAAAACACAGGUCAAAGGAAGAAAACGUCACAAACUCUCAUUCGCAUCACAAAUCCAGUUACGGACUGCAGUUCCCAGCAGGCAGGUCGCAUCAGUCGUCAGAGUCGAGCUACAGGAGGGAGCGGAGUCGCUCUCCGCUGGGAUCCAGAGAGGAAAAGAGGAACCGUUCACCUCAUGAUCCAGACAGGAAGCACAACGCUAAAGCACCGAGUCUGGCGAAACCCAGAGAGAGAUAUCACAGACCACAGAGCACUAACUACAGCAAGCGUCUCACAGCUGAAGAGCUUGAAAAGCGGAGGAACGAGAUGAUGGGCUUCGCACGUGCGAGAGAGGAAGAGCGAGAAAGCAACGUGCUGAGGUAUAAAAAAGAAGACGAGCAGGAGAAAGAGAGAGACAGCAAAACCAGACACAGCAGCCACGCCUCGUUCAUACACAACAUGAAGCUGGAGAGCGCUGCCUCCUCGUCCGUGGAGGAUCGCGUGAGGAGGAACAUCCACUCCAUUCAGAGGACCUCCUCCUCUCUGGAGAAGAACUUUAUGAGAAAGUGAAGAACAACGAUGUUCACCAGCAGUGACGUUCCCAUAAAUAUUUUAAAACAAACUUGUACAGAUCAUUUUAUUUGUCUAGUGGUCCAUUUGUACAGGAAAAUAAAUAAAAUGAUGUUUAAAAUUGUAACCAGUUCAUUUUCGUAAAGUUUUGUUUGUUUGUUUUUUUUAAAACGAUUAAAAACAUGGAUUAGAAAUUA
Molecule: messenger RNA, 1506 nt
Organism: Silurus meridionalis
Lineage: Eukaryota; Metazoa; Chordata; Actinopteri; Siluriformes; Siluridae
Gene: cwc25
Product: CWC25 spliceosome associated protein homolog
Exons: 9
Coding region: 134-1309 (391 amino acids)
Biological process (GO): mRNA splicing, via spliceosome
Cellular component (GO): U2-type spliceosomal complex
Source: RefSeq, a predicted model, not a curated record